AUGAAGUUCCUCGUGGACUCAGGUUCAGUGACUUCCCUCUUGCCGAAGAAGAAGGGGACUAUCGCCGGCACCGCGCCAGACCGGUAUCCGCUCCCCAAAAUAGAAGACCUCCUGCAGGACUACUACGGGGCCACCAUCUUCUCCACGAUAGACCUGGAGCGGGGUUACUCCGUGCCCGUCACCUCGGAGAACGUUCCGAAGACUGCCGUCACCACAUCCUUCGGCCUCUUCGAAUUCCUGGAGAUGCCUCUGAGGUUCAGGAACGCGUCACAAAUGUUUCAGUGCCACGGACAGUGUCAUGGACAUGAUGCUGCGAGGCCUACCUUUCGUGCACUGCUACUUGGACGACCUUCUGGUUCUGGAUACUGUCCGCCGCCUCAUCGAGUCCAGGCAGUCCGAGACUUCCCGCUGCCGCGGACGGUGGCCGACCUACGCAGUUUUCUGGGGAUGCUCAGUUUUGAUAGGCGCUGCAUCUCCGGAGCUACGCAACUUCAAGCUCCCUUACACGAGUUCCUCAGAGGCGCCAAAAAGAGGAACCGAUCAGAGGUGCCGUGGACAGACGACGCCAGGAGCGCUUUCGAGGCAUGCCGGAGAACGGAUUCUAGAGGGGCGCUCAUUCCUGGUGCGCACCGACCAUCGGCCGAUCAUCUUCGCUCCGCAGCAGCGUUCGGACAAGGCGUCACCGCGGCAGCUAGAUUACCUGUUCCAAUUCCAGGUCACCUUCGACUACGUAAAGGGGCAGGAUAUGAGACAUCGUGCAUGCCGACCAUCCUAGACGCCGCCACCAUCGCAGAGGCUCAGGACAACGACGACGAGCUGCCGCACCUUCAGGAUAACGUCUCGGUGCCGCUCCAGCGUCUGUCCAUCGAGGGACCUGAUCUUCUCUGCAGCAAUGCCACGGACCGAGUCCGGCCGUACCUGCCGUCCUCGCUCCGCCGGCAGGCCUUUAACGUGGUCCAUGGACUGUUGCACCCCAGUGGCUGUCUCACGAUGAGGGAAGCGUCUCAGCGGUUCUUCUGGCUUGGCAUCAAGAAGGACGUCGCACGCUGGGCGCGUGAGUGCGAGCCGUGCCAGCGCGCCAAGGUCCUCCGGCACAACCGCUCAGCCCUGGGCAGCUUUGCCUCUCCAGACAACCGGUUCGACCACGUCGACGUGGACCUGAUUAAACUGCCGCUAGUUGCAGCAGCCUUUUACAACAACUGGGUCUGCCACUACGGUACGCUGCUCACGAUCACGUUGGACCAGGGCACCCAGUUCGAGUCGGCGUUUUUCAUGGCUCUGGCGCAGCUAGUGGGCGCCAAGCGCAUUCGGACCGCUCCGUACCAUCCGCAGUCGAACGGGAUGGUAGAGAGGCUCCAUCGUUCAAUCAACGCGGCGCUCAUGUAUAGCCCGCAGUCGCCGUGGCCAGAUCUGUUGCCGACAGUCCUCCUCGGGCUGCGCAUAUGCGCCAAGCAAGAUCUCUAA
This is a messenger RNA of Harpegnathos saltator (Jerdon's jumping ant), 1464 nucleotides long. RefSeq lists its product as uncharacterized. Gene Ontology annotation, molecular function: nucleic acid binding. The coding region runs from base 1 to 1464 and encodes 487 amino acids. The record is from RefSeq and is a predicted model, not a curated record. Gene Ontology annotation, biological process: DNA integration. The transcript has 5 exons. NCBI's taxonomy places the organism in Eukaryota, Metazoa, Arthropoda, Insecta, Hymenoptera, Formicidae.